CGUCCAGCUACGCACCGGCGGCCGGCCUACUCACGCACAGGACUGCCGGCAGCCGCUCGCCUCGCGCCCUCGCCGGCCCCUAUCGCCACCGCGACAGUGUGCAGUCCGCAGCAGGCUGGCGUGCCCAGCCGCGCAGUUCGCUCAGGCCGUCAGCCGCCCCGAUUUGUCCGGAGACCGGAGGCAGUUGUUUUUUUUAGGUGUACCAUCCUAGAUCCGCCACUGUCUCAUACCAAAGACAUUCGGGAGCAAACUCCACUGGAUUCUGAUCGAGCAGAGCCACAUGGAGAUGAACCUGCUGAGAAGCCGUACCUUCUCUCCGCUCCCAUCGACACCCCGGCCGGCCUCCUCCCAGCGCCGCCGCCGCCGGCUUCCCUCCAUAACAUUCCUCCCGCCGCAGCCUCGUCUGCCAAGCCGAGGGGACAGGGUGUGCAGCAGGGCAAUGCAGCAGCGGCAGGAGUGGGUGGGGGACUGGGUCCGGAGCAACGACACGCUUGUCCGCGCCCUCCCCAUCCUCGUCGGCGGCGCGUCACUCCUCGCCGUCCUCCUCAACCGUGCCGUUUCCGGCAUCGCCGCCGUCUCCGACGCCUCCAGUUCGCAGUCGAGGGCCGACAUACUCACCUUGGCGCUCUCUGUAACUGAUAUCCUUGCCGGCCUUGUUUGGCUGUCAAUCCGCCCAAAAACCAUUUCUCCGGUCGCUCCUCGUGGCGUCGAUUGUAAGCGAGUAGAUGAGGAUGUAUCAAGUUCUGCUCUUCGUGAACUACUUUGGACAUGGGAUUCCUUGACGGCUGCAACUUGUUGCAAAUCAUUGGUCGUUGUGUAUGGAGGUAAUUGCAAACUUCAAGUUGGGGUUGCUGCUGCCUCUCCAGAAGAUGGUAAUGCUGUUAAUGUGGAUGCGCAGAAGUUCAUGCAAGGUUCCCUUUACAAGAGUGCCAUGGAAUCCAAGAAGCAAUCUUAUCUAGCAAAUCUUGCUUUAUAUCCUGGAAGAACUGAGCUGCCAUUUCUACCAACUAACACGCAGGCCCUAAUAUUGCAGCCAAUUGGCGAUGAAGGAAUUGCAGUUAUUGGUGGUGACACUAUAAGGGGGUUCACUAAUCUUGAUCAGGCAUGGAUUGCUAUGAUUGCAGACAAGUUGGAUGCUACAUUGUCAAAGCCUUAAGGUUGCAUUGUUUGUUGGAUAUUCAAUUAAUUGCCAUUUUACUCUGAAGUGGUUAUGCAAUCUUUACCUGAUCCCAGAAUUCAUCAAGGUGAUGUACAGGGCCUGGUAUUGGCAAAAUUUUGAGUGAUUUGAUGGGAUGGCUAAGUUUGACAAAAAUUAUGGGAUUGUAAUAUGCCCAAUGGCAAAUAAGGCGCAUGAUCAUCCUAUCCUUUUAAAAGUUUCUGCAGUGAAUUGUUAAUGAGGAGCACAUGCCUCAUUUACAGUUCAUUACCCUGCUUUUCAAUCUGCCAGUUAACUCGGUGGUCUUUCGCAAAGCUUCUUCCUCUUUGGAGGCCACGAUGAAGUGCUGCAGGGACGACGCCGUGCUUGAGGUAGGUUUAGAGAUGAGGACAAGCGGCAUGUUGAUGUUUGGCUCAGUAAACUUGUUGUCUGAGGGGUGAUAUAGCUAGCCCGCCCCCUCCUGUAAAAACUGCUCUUUGGUUACUCUUGGGUUUUAAGCAAUAAGAAGAGAUUCAGGUGGGUAAGUCA
This is a messenger RNA of Triticum aestivum (bread wheat), 1684 nucleotides long. Its product is annotated as protein COFACTOR ASSEMBLY OF COMPLEX C SUBUNIT B CCB4, chloroplastic. Gene Ontology annotation, biological process: cytochrome b6f complex assembly. NCBI's taxonomy places the organism in Eukaryota, Viridiplantae, Streptophyta, Magnoliopsida, Poales, Poaceae. Gene Ontology annotation, cellular component: chloroplast. Bases 281 to 1156 code for a protein of 291 amino acids. The record is from RefSeq and is a predicted model, not a curated record. The transcript is spliced from 9 exons.